CCCACCUCACCUUCCGUUUUGGCUCACUGGCUCUUCUUCUCAUCUUCCUCUCUCCUCUCUGCUCGCAUAUUUAUCACUUCUUCUCUCUCUCUCUCUCUCUCUCUCUACCUCUUCGCUCGCGUGCUCUCUUGUCAGUGAACAUCCCAGAAAGCCACUGCUUCGUGUAGAGUAUAUAUCCUAGAGCCCCCUUUUCCCGAAUGAGCAGCACUGAACUCUCCAUGCAAAGCCCUAUCGACACCAAAAGAACAGGCGUUUCCACUUUCUUAGCUCAAUGGCCGGUUUACUCCUUAGGCUGGUCCGUUCGCCGUGACAAGGGCUUGCGCCUUGCCGUCGGAAGCUUCCUCGAAGACCAUAGCAACAAGGUCGAGUUUGUCCAACUCGACCCCGACGCGUCCAAUUUCGCUUCCGACCCCCGCCUAACCUUCGACCACCCUUAUGCGCCGACAAACAUCAUGUUCUUCCCCUCUGAGGACCCCUCAUACCCGGACCUAAUCGCCACCUCCGGAGACUACCUGAGGGUGUGGGAGAUCAGUGAAGACCGGACUGAGCUCAAAGCCCUCCUGAACGGCAACAAGAGCAGCGAGUUCAGCUCGGCCAUCACCUCAUUCGAUUGGGCCAGCUUCGAAGCCCGCCGCAUUGCCACUUGCAGCAACGACACCACGUGCACGAUCUGGGACGUAGAGAGGGAGGUGGUCGACGCGCAGCUGGUUGCUCACGACAAGGAGGUGUACGACGUCUCAUGGGGCGGGUUCAACGUCUUCGCCUCAGUCUCCGGGGAUGGCUCUGUCAGGGUUUUCGACUUGAGAGAUAAGGAGCGGUCGACCAUCAUAUACGAGAACCCCACCCCGGAGAGCCCGCUGUUGAGACUGGAGUGGAACAAGGCUGACCCGAAGUCGAUGGCCACGGUCGGGAUCGAUAGCAAUAAGGUGGUGCUGUUGGACAUUAGGUUUCCGACCACGCCUCUCAUGGAGCUUAAUAGGCACAAGGCCAGCGUGAAUGCGAUAUCAUGGGCGCCCCGUAUAGGGCGGCAGUUGUGCUCCGUCGGCGAUGACUCAAGGGUGUUAAUAUGGGAUGUUGGCACCGCCGGAUUGCGGCCAGAAAAUGCCGGGGAGGUGGAGCCGGAGAUGUGGUUCGGGUCAGUGGCCGAGAUCAACAACGUGCGCUGGUCUCCGGUUGAGUUGGACUGGAUCGCCAUUACUUUCCUGAAUAAGCUGCAGCUUCUCAGAGUUUGAAGCUGAUAAUUUGUACGUCGAGAGAAGUUUUUUCUUUUCAAGUAGUUGUAACUACUACAUGUCUAAGUCAAACAUGAGUGUAAACUUAACCUGCACGCUAGCGGAGGCUUACCACUGACAAUACGGGCAUUGGAAUUUUAUGGUAUUAUUAA
This is a messenger RNA of Eucalyptus grandis, 1384 nucleotides long. Its product is annotated as WD repeat-containing protein LWD2. The transcript has 3 exons. The record is from RefSeq and is a predicted model, not a curated record. Lineage: Eukaryota; Viridiplantae; Streptophyta; Magnoliopsida; Myrtales; Myrtaceae. Gene Ontology annotation, cellular component: nucleus. Gene Ontology annotation, molecular function: protein binding. The coding region runs from base 198 to 1232 and encodes 344 amino acids.